UUAGCAACAUUUUAGUGGGCUAGCAUCAAAGAUAUGGAAACUGGAGUCCCCGGAGGACAUUGAAAAAUGGAGACAAGAAAGGAGAAAAAAUUUUCCAACUGCUGAAAAUGUUCAGAGAAAGAAAGAAAUUCUGGAGGAGAAAAAAGCCAGGGGUGAAGUUAUAGAAACCAAAACAUUUGGUAAAAUGAAGAAUAAAGGUGGAAAGAGAGAAAGAUUUGGAAAAGGGAGAAACCGGAGACAAAAGAACAACAGGAAUAACUUCUCAUUAGAAGAUGUUAAGAAGGAAAGUCCCCCCAAGUCAGAGGUCACCAUUGCAAAGGAAAAUGUUGAUAAAGAAGGCAUGAAGAAAUUUGAUGGGGACCCACUGUCAAUGUUAGAAGGAUUAGAGGAAGUUACUCAGGAGUCGGACAGAUCAGUGUCAGCUAUAGGAGGACUUGCUACAUUGAUGGCCAACUAUAGUGACAGUGAUGAGGAGAUAGCUAGACAAACAGACACACAAAUAAAUAAACGUGUCAUUGUUGAAGAUGCUGAACAUGUAGAGAAGUAG
Molecule: messenger RNA, 547 nt
Organism: Saccostrea echinata
Lineage: Eukaryota; Metazoa; Mollusca; Bivalvia; Ostreida; Ostreidae
Exons: 5
Coding region: 185-547 (120 amino acids)
Source: RefSeq, a predicted model, not a curated record